Molecule: messenger RNA, 1891 nt
Organism: Mobula hypostoma (lesser devil ray)
Lineage: Eukaryota; Metazoa; Chordata; Chondrichthyes; Myliobatiformes; Myliobatidae
Gene: csrp1a
Product: cysteine and glycine-rich protein 1a
Exons: 6
Coding region: 107-688 (193 amino acids)
Biological process (GO): muscle tissue development; sarcomere organization
Cellular component (GO): nucleus; Z disc; cytoplasm
Molecular function (GO): structural constituent of muscle; actinin binding
Source: RefSeq, a predicted model, not a curated record
AAAGGGACAAGGCGUAGUCUUUGGCCGUGGUUCCGCCUUAAAUUCAGCGCAGAUUGCUGCGGCAGCGUGGUACGAGUAGGGUUCGGGACGCAGUCAGACCAGCAGAAUGCCGAACUUUGGUGGUGGAAACAAGUGUGGCGUUUGCCUGAAGACUGUAUACUUUGCCGAGGAAGUGCAAUGUGAUGGGAAGUUCUUCCACAAGUCGUGCUUCCUCUGUAUGGCCUGUAAAAAGAACCUAGACAGCACUACACUUGCUGUGCAUGGAAACGAAAUCUACUGCAAAUCGUGUUAUGGGAAGAAGUACGGACCUAAAGGUUAUGGCUACGGCCAAGGUGCAGGCGUUCUGAGCAUGGACACUGGUGCAAGGGUGGGAAUAAAACCCGUGGAACCCCAGGCUCAUUGCCCAACAACUAAUGUCAAUGAAUCAAAGUUUGCCCAGAAAUUUGGCAGUUCAGAAAAGUGCCCUCGGUGUGAAAAAUCAGUUUACGCUGCGGAGAAAAUUAUUGGAGCUGGCAAGUCCUGGCAUAAGGCUUGCUUCCGCUGUACUAAUUGUGGUAAAAGCCUGGAGUCCACAACAUUGGCUGAUAAGGAUGGGGAGAUUUAUUGCAAAGGUUGUUACGGUAAGAAUUUCGGACCUAAAGGAUUUGGCUACGGUCAAGGAGCUGGUGCACUUGUCAACACCCAGUAAGGGGCCUGUGCUGAACCUGGAAGCCACAUGAACACAAGGAGGCCCUGCCUACAGUAUUUGCUGAAUUCUGAAUAUUGCUGUAGUAAUAGCAGUAGUAAUACAAAAUACAGCACUGUGUGUGUGUGUGUGUGUGUGUGUAUAUAUAUAUAAACGAUGUUUUCUCACAUUUUUUUGCAAUGCUUGGCACAGGUUACUUCAUGUACCAUGUUAUUGUGUUGUCUCCAAAAUAAGUGUUUUGGGAUUAAAUAUACUAACGUGAAAACCAGAAUGAAUAAUGGCUCCUGUCCAAAAUCUAAUUUUAGUGCCUUGAAUCUGCUUAUGACUAAUUACACACUUGGGGGUUAGCAUGAACUUGGCAGCUGCAUUUCUCAACACUACAAUAUUUAUUCACCUCUCUUUUUUCCUUGUAUGCAUGCAUCUGUAGAAUUGCAUAUUUGUGCUGCAGUAUAGAUAAGCUAUCCAAUUUUUUUUAAAGUUUUCAGUUGCUAGAAUUGCUUAGCCAGGUGUCAGUUCGAUUCAGAUGUGAUGUCUCUAAUCUGGUUUAAUAGCUAUGGUUAAUUCGGGUGUUUCGUCUGAUCUGGCUGUUUGUUUCUCUAAAUCUUCAAAAAGUUUCACACAAUAAAAUUGGUGACCAUCGAGCACCUGAAGUUUACUCCAGUUUAGUCCACUACUGACUUUUUCACAUUUUGGCUUACUUUAAAAUUGUAGUUACAAGUAAAUAAGAGAAACACUUCUGAUUUUCAAUAACCUAAGCUUGGACUGCAAACAUGCCUAACAAGAUUAUCAGCUCUACUUUUGAUUAAAUCUUUUUUUUAAAAAUGUCGAUGCAUGGAGUUAAAUCUGUAAUUCAUCUUGCCAUUAACUUGGUAUAAAUGUUGCUCUAAUAAAUAAAUGGUAGAUUUUUGGGUUGGAGGAGUGCAACACAUGAUUCCCAAAUGUUGGCUUGGUAUUAACUUGCUUUCUAUAACAUAUACAAAAAAAGCAAGGACUAUAUACAGUAUCAUGCUUUUUUUAAAGUGCAACUUGUUUUGCUAAAUUGAUUACCUGUUGGGCUUUUGGACCACUUUCUAAACUCUUACUCUUCCAUGUUACAUGAAAGCAGUGUCCUGCAUUUUAAUAAAGGCCACCUGGCUCUCCUGCAGAAUGUACAACCUUGAAUUUUCUUUCUUUUCCAGAACAUGUUUAGAAUUUUAUCCUCUUUGC